Molecule: messenger RNA, 1405 nt
Organism: Carica papaya (papaya)
Lineage: Eukaryota; Viridiplantae; Streptophyta; Magnoliopsida; Brassicales; Caricaceae
Gene: GLX2-1
Product: glyoxalase 2-1
Molecular function (GO): hydroxyacylglutathione hydrolase activity
Source: RefSeq, a predicted model, not a curated record
AGGUACACAUGCUUCCCUUCCCUUCCCUUCCCUUCCCUUCCCUUCCCUUCCCUUCAAACCUGUGUCUCUCUAGAAGCAUGUUUGUCUAAAAUCCCCGCACGAGAGAGGAUAAGUAGAAGAGAUGCAAAUGAUCUCUAAAGCUUCCUGUGCUAUGGCCUCCCUUCCUUGCUCUAGGGCAAGGAGUGGUGUGUGUGUAUGGCCAGGCAUGAGACAUCUUUGCCUCAGAAAAGGUCUCUUGUAUGGAUUCAUGCAUCUCUUGUCUAUGCCAUUGAAAACCUUGAGAGGAGCAAGUAGAACUCUAAGGGUUACUCAAUUUUGCAGUGUUUCCAACAUGUCUUCCUCUUUGCAGAUUGAAUUGGUACCAUGUCUAAGGGAUAACUAUGCAUACCUUUUACAUGAUGUAGACACAGGCACAGUUGGAGUUGUUGAUCCUUCUGAAGCUGUACCUGUUAUAGAUGCUUUAAGCAAGAAAAAAUGCAAUCUGACUUACAUACUAAAUACCCAUCAUCAUCAUGAUCACACUGGUGGAAACGCAGAGUUAAAAGCAAGGUAUGGUGCAAAGGUGAUCGGUUCGGCUGUGGACAAGGAUAGGAUACCUGGCAUUGAUAUAGUCUUGAAUGAUGGAGACAAGUGGAUGUUUGCAGGCCAUGAGGUGCAUGUGAUUGAAACUCCAGGUCAUACAAGAGGGCAUAUUAGCUUCUACUUUCCAGGAUCAGGGGCAAUUUUCACUGGAGAUACUUUGUUUAGCUUAUCAUGUGGCAAGCUUUUUGAAGGCACUCCUGAUCAGAUGCUUUCAUCUCUUCGGAAGAUAAUGUCUUUGCCAGACGAUACAAAUAUAUAUUGCGGCCAUGAAUAUACACUGGGUAAUUCCAAGUUUGCAUUGUCUAUAGAACCCAAUAACGAGGCACUCCAAUCUUAUGCAGCACAUGUAGCCCAUCUGCGCAGCAAGGGAUUGCCUACGAUUCCAACCACGCUAAAGAUGGAGAAGUCGUGUAAUCCAUUCCUUCGCACUUCUAGCAUUGAGAUCCGUCGGUCGUUACAAAUUCCAGAAACAGCAAAUGAGGCAGAAGCAUUGGGUGUCAUCCGCCUAGCAAAAGAUCAUUUCUGAGAAUCUUGCAAUUCAUGUUUUUGUGUAUAGCAGAAAUUUAGCUCAAAUUAGUAUGUGAAAUAAACUGACACAAAAUUACUUGCACAAUUGCAUUUGUCAACAUAUUCUGAAUAUUUCAGAGUUGUUUUGAAAUUUUUUGGAUGGCUAGGGCGAAGGUAAAUGGUGAUGCAUUGAUGACUUUGAUACCUUUCUGUUAGGGGGGAAGGGAUUCUCAGUUUAUGCCAUUUUUUGUAGCAGGAGAAUGUUGCAAUUAUUCCUUCUUUUGUUAGAUUUAAUGAGCAAUAUAUAUUUACACUC